AUGAAGAGAAAAAAGAAAAAGACUGAUCGGAUUUACAAGAAGCAGCCUAUUAUUAACGAGUUCACCAGUACCAGCGUAUUAAAUCCAGCGCAUGCUAUGUAUUGGAAAAACACAUGGUGGGAAGGAAAACCGUAUCCUUCAUGUGAAGAAAUCAAGUUGAAUGAGGGCAUGAUCAUAUCGCAUAACCAAAAUUAUCCAGUACAGUAUAUCCUGAAAGCUCAUUACGUACAGAAUUGCUAUCGGGACUCCAUACCUGUUUUGAACACUAAUGUUGGAUUAGUUAUUGAUAAGUUUACAAAGCCCCUUCCUAUUGUCGCAGAGUCAUGGGCCAACUUUACACAUCACAACACUCGAGGGUCUUUCAGUUACAGUGUAGUGUCCAUCGUUUAUGCGAUAGCCGUACUGGCAGUCAUCACAUGGUUUCUCACCAUCUUUGUAUUUACAAACUAUACCAUUAAGCCAUCGUGGUUGUUGAAAUUAUCAACUUUGCUUUCAUCGGUUUACAUUCUAGUCGUUGUCAUAAAAUCAAUCAUUAUUCUUCACCUGCAACAGAGAGAAGGAUAUCUUCAUGGUGCUAAAGUCUUGAAUGAAAUAAACGAAAACAAAGCUGUCAAUAUAAUCGACUUGAUUGUGGUCUUACUUCUCCAGAUUAAUCAAGUACAGAUAAUAAUGAGAUUGUUUCAGAGACAAAAGGAUAAACGUCUCACAUUUUAUGUCGGCUGUGCAGCCUCUUUAACGUCACAGGUGAUUUGGGGUAUUUCACAAUUUCAUUACUUUGAUGUAAACAACGAAGCCGGGGAUAUUUUACCUGCAUUUAUUUAUUUGGUGCGGAUUGCUAUGGCCUUGUGUUAUGCUGCCAUUAUAACAGUUUACUUCAUCAGUAAAAUCCAAAUCAUAAUAGCCAAUCGUCGUAUUUGGUUAUUGACACUCCUCACAUUGAUCUUGAUUUACAGUCCAGUAGCAUUUUUCAUUGCAGAUGUGUCAAAUGCAUUUAUAUACGAGUUAUCGGAGAUAUUCUCUGUGGUUAAUUACGUGAUAGGCGUUGUUAUCCCGUGGGAAUGGUGCAACAAGUUUAAUCUUAUCAUGAGAGCGAAGGAAAAGGAAGGUGUUCUUGGAAGACGAUUCUAUGAAGACGAAUCUUAUGAGCUUGACAGGUUCGAGCUUUUUGUUGAGGAACAAAUGCCUGAGGAGGAGGAUGGCGAUGAAGAUGACCCGGGUUCAAGCAAUCCUAAUGAUGUAGAAGCUACUCAAGAUAGAAGAGAUUUAAACUCACUGGGCACUACCCUGAUUCAUGUUAGUUCUGACAUCGAGGCCAAAGAAUUUUCAGCUGCCAAGAAGGUCUUACAUGCAUUACAGGCUUCCAAGAAAGCGUUCUUGACACUCACGGAUAAUAUCAUAGCAGCUGGUUUUGCUAUACCCAGAUCAGUGAGUGUGUCGACACAUUCAUUCACUGGUCGGCUGAAAGACCCUCAUAAUGUUGAUCUUGACGAAGAAAUUGACGCCAGAGUUCAUUCAAAUGUUGCUAGAGGUAGAUCUAGUGUGGAUCGAACUGCCCGCGAAGGUCCACCAGAGUUUAACACGGCAUCAUCUACAACUAGCAGAAACAGAAGAAAUGUUUAUGUAUAUGCUAAGAAAGAGGUUGUUGUCGAUCUUUCAAGCCAGGAGGAAGAACGUUGA
Messenger RNA from Lodderomyces orthopsilosis Co 90-125, 1677 nucleotides. RefSeq names its product Rim21p (gene RIM21). NCBI's taxonomy places the organism in Eukaryota, Fungi, Ascomycota, Pichiomycetes, Serinales, Debaryomycetaceae. Gene Ontology annotation, biological process: cellular response to pH. Gene Ontology annotation, cellular component: plasma membrane. The record is from RefSeq and is a predicted model, not a curated record. Bases 1 to 1677 code for a protein of 558 amino acids. The transcript has a single exon.